This is a messenger RNA of Trematosphaeria pertusa, 1766 nucleotides long. RefSeq lists its product as uncharacterized. Lineage: Eukaryota; Fungi; Ascomycota; Dothideomycetes; Pleosporales; Trematosphaeriaceae. Bases 252 to 1529 code for a protein of 425 amino acids. Gene Ontology annotation, cellular component: nucleus. The transcript is spliced from 2 exons. The record is from RefSeq and is a predicted model, not a curated record.
GCUUUUGCUUGCCCUGCGCGCGCCCGCCUGGGACUGCAUCACCGAUUGCUCCAAUUGGGCACGGUUCUGGGGCCCGGACGCCGAUCACGUGCAGCGGUGCCUCCCUGCUCAGGACAGCACAGUGCGCGGACCAAUCCUGUUCGCACCGCGGCAAGCCCAUCAGCAAUUCACCUCGCACGCGACAACGGCUGCCCUGGCAGACAGAGCACAGCGUCCACACGCCUUAUACGCCGAUCAUUCCACCGCGCAAUAUGUCGGAUUCAGACACAGGCAAUCUCCCUUCGGAGGCGACCAUCUCCCGCGCCCUCCGCGAUACUGUCAUUGCUAUACACAAGUCGGGCAACACCGAUGACCUCACGGUCAAGCGCGUCAGAACGAGAGCCGAGGAGCAGCUUGGACUGCCGGCGGGCUUUCUCAAGACGGACACAAGCUGGAAGAGGAAGAGUCACAACCUCAUCCAUGAGGCAGUAGGGAAGUACUGCACCGACGAGCCAGUGGCCGAACCCCCGGCCGCUCCGCUCAAGAAAUCUCCAAAGCCCAAACCUGUCGUCCGGAAGAAGGCGAAAGCGGUCAGCGAUAGCGCGCGCGGAGCAAAGAGGAAAGCAGCGGCACCAGCGACAAAGCCUAAGAAGCGAAGGAAGACGGUAUCCGCAGAGAACGAGUCAGAAUCUGCGCUUUCAGACGUGCCGGACGAGGACGACGCACUUUCCGAUGCAGAAAACGAACCCCCAAACAAGCCUACGCGUCGACGGAAGAACAUAGUGGCGGGGGAGUCAGACGAAGACAGAGAUACGCCAAAGAAAGGGACGGGAAAGGGUAGAGUGGACGCCGACGAGAGUGAGAAAGAAGCAGAGACUGCGCCAGCGGUGAAGCAGCCUGAACCAGAGACCCGGCAGACACCGCCUGCGGACACAAAGGACAAUGUCUCUGAAAGCGAGCUGUCGAGCCUCCUUGACGAGUCGCCAAUGAAGAAGAAGCGGCAAAAGAAGUCACUGUCCGAGAAACGCGGCAAGGAGCGAAAGCCGAAAGAGUCUAAGCCGACCAAAUCGAGAGCCAAGCCAUCCAAGGCGAAAGCGGAUGAUGAUCCAGACCAAGCAGAGAUCAAGCGAUUGCAGGGCUGGCUCGUAAAAUGCGGCAUCCGCAAAGUGUGGUCGAAGGAGCUUGCAAAGUGCGACACCCCCAAAGAGAAGAUUAGACAUCUCAAAGGCAUGCUCGACGAUGUCGGUAUGGAAGGCAAAUAUUCUAACGAGAAGGCGGCGCGAAUCAAAGAGCAACGGGAGUUUGCGAAGGACUUGGAGGAGAUUCAAAAAGGCGCAAUGGCCUGGGGCAAGACUGAGGAGGCGGAGGCCGGCGGGAGGCCUAGACGGAGGUUGAAUAGGGGCAUCCAGCGAGCGGCAGUAGUCAAGAAAGAUUCCGAUUCCGAUUCAGGCGAAGAUGAGGAUGCUUCAGAUGAUGCCGAGGACGAGGAGGUAAAGCCUGAAUCAGAGGACAAUGACGAUGACGGGGACGACAGCAAUGAAUCAGAGUAGGGGGUAUGUUUUGCUCCUCUUCCGGGCACAGGGGUAAUGUUGAAGUCUCAAGAAGAGUCACAGCAUUAGACAAAUUGUCGUAUUGUGUGGCCAGAGAGCUGUAUUCCAUGAUACCCGUAUAGCAUAUCGCUCAGUCGACUAAGGCUUCACCAAGUUUUGCAAGUAAACAUGCCUCUAAGCGCAAAAUCUUCCGCCUUCCAGUCUCUUGAUAUUACGUUUUGUCGCAGGCGUCCGGAG